Molecule: messenger RNA, 496 nt
Organism: Schistocerca americana (American grasshopper)
Lineage: Eukaryota; Metazoa; Arthropoda; Insecta; Orthoptera; Acrididae
Product: 60S ribosomal protein L3-like
Exons: 3
Coding region: 98-466 (122 amino acids)
Biological process (GO): translation; ribosomal large subunit assembly
Cellular component (GO): ribosome; cytosolic large ribosomal subunit
Molecular function (GO): structural constituent of ribosome; RNA binding
Source: RefSeq, a predicted model, not a curated record
CGGCAGUGACGUAAGAGUACUGAAUUGUGGGUAGACACGCGAGUGUAAAUAGGGCUGCCGUGAACAGGAAGUGUCUCAUUUCAUUCGUGUAGGCAAGAUGUCUCACCGAAAGUUCAGCGCCCCUCGCCAUGGCUCUAUGGGAUUUUAUCCGAAAAAGAGAUCGCAGAGGCAUCGUGGUAAAGUGAAAGCGUUUCCAAAAGAUGAUCCAACGAAACCUGUUCAUCUUACUGCAUUUAUUGGCUAUAAAGCUGGCAUGACGCACGUGGUGAGAGAAGCAGAUAGACCUGGUUCAAAGGUUAACAAAAAGGAAAUUGUCGAAGCUGUGACAAUUUUGGAGACGCCUCCAAUGAUCAUAGUUGGUGUUGUUGGGUACAUUGAAACUCCACAUGGUUUAAGAGCCCUUCAGACAGUGUGGGCAGAGCACUUGUCUGAGGACUGCAGGAGACGUUUCUACAAAAACUGGUAAGUUUCGUUCUUUGCUAGGAAGCUAGAUUUU